AUGAUUGGACUAUGUCGAACAAGACAGUCAUUGCUUCAUCAUCAUAAUCAACAUCAGUUUGUUAGUCUGGUUGUUGCAAGACAUCAACAACAAUACUACUCAAGCAGCUCUGUUGCCGACCCAAGAUCUCGAAGCAUCGAUGGCAUCAGGGAUACAUUCCUCAAGUACUUUGAGAGGAAUGGUCACAAACGAGUCGACUCUGCAUCAUUGAUCCCUCAUACAGAUAACACUCUCCUCUUUACCAACUCUGGUAUGGUACAGUUCAAGAACUGCUUCACGGGAGUGGAACGACCACCUCAAUCAAUGUGCACGACAGUGCAGAGAUGUGUGAGGGCAGGUGGCAAACAUAAUGACUUGGAGAACGUAGGAUAUACAGCGAGACAUCAUACAUUCUUUGAGAUGCUGGGCAACUUCUCGUUUGGAGGCUACGCACACUUUAAGCGCGAUGCGAUCAAACAUGCUUGGCAAUUGCUCACUGUCGACUUUGGUCUGCCAGUCGAUCGUCUCGCGAUCAGUGUGCUGCACGGUGACGAGGAGUCGGCCGACAUUUGGCGCAAUGAGAUCGGCCUGCCCAGCGAGAAGAUCAUGUACAAGGGCGAAGCGGACAACUUCUGGUCGAUGGGCGAUGGUGCCGGCCCAUGCGGCCCGUGCUCCGAGAUCUUCUGGGACCAGGGCUGCGAGGUGGACGGCGAUCGCUACCUUGAAAUAUGGAACCUGGUCUUCAUGCAGUACUUUAGAGAUGACAAGGGCGCACUGACGCCGCUCGAGACGCCCUGUGUCGACACGGGCAUGGGUCUGGAGCGAAUGGCCGCUGUCAUGCAGCAUGUCGAAUCAAACUAUGACACAGAUCUCUUUGUCGACCUCAUUGGACAAAUCAAGCAGCUGGCCAGCUCAUCCGGCCACGCACAGGUUGUCGCACAGGACGACACAGUCGAACAGCUUCGCAUACAGACUGCCUACCGCGUUGUGGCCGAUCAUCUGCGCGCCACAUCAUUCCUCAUUGCCGAUGGCGUCAUACCCUCUGCGACUGGACGUGGAUAUGUGCUGCGAAAGAUCAUUCGCCGCGCGCUAUCAUACGGCAAGUCACUUGGCUUCUCGGAGCCAUUCCUUCAUCUCUUGUUCCCCUAUCUGUCCAAACGAAUGGCGACCACUUAUCCCCACUUGGAGUCGCGUGCGACAGAGGUAGUCAACGUCAUCUACAACGAGGAGCUUACUUUCUUCAAGGCGAUCGAGCGAGGCAUGCCACAUCUCCAGGAUCUUUUGCAAUCCAAGCGUUUGGAUGACUGGCAUGUAUUCAAUCUCUUCAACACAUUUGGUCUGCCACUUGAGAUAUCAGAGGUGCGCGCCAAGCAGGCCAACCUACGCAUUGACAUGGACAAAGUGAAUCAACUCAUCAACGAAAUGAAGGAGAAGUCCAAGUCGACAUGGAAGAAGGACAAGAACCCAAUACCAGACAUCGUCACCAAAUGGAAGAAUGAGGGCAUUGAACCAGACUUUACAGGAUACUCAUGUACAAAGAAUAACGAAGCAAAGGUGUUACAGUUCCACUUCAAUCCAGAACUUGAAAGCACUGCCUAUAUCUCUGUGGACAGCUGUCCAUUCUAUGGAAGCGCGGGAGGACAGGUUGGCGACGUGGGACACAUAACAGCCAAUGGAAACAAGUAUAGAGUGAUUGAUUGUGUCAAGCCCUAUGACAAGGGUCUGGUCAUGCUACUCGAUAUCGAUCCAAAGCAACAUAGAUACUCGGAUGUUGAACGCGACCUCAAACAGGGAUCGCGAGUAUCAUGCGAAGUGGAUGCACGAUCUCGUCAACAAACUGCAAUCCAUCACACUGCCACACAUUUGCUACAGGCUGCACUGCGAUCGGUACUGAACAGCAAGACGUCGUCGGUCGUGCAGGCCGGCUCGUAUGUCGGACCAGACACACUACGAUUCGACUUUACCCAUCCCAACAAGAUGUCUGCCGCUGAGCUGAGCAAGGUCGAGCAAUGGAUCAAUCAAGUGAUCGCACAGGACAUGCCUGUCGCCACCAACGUGAUGUCCUAUGCCGAGGCAUCACAAUCAGACGCUGUCCAACUCUUCUCGGAGAAGUAUGGCGACAAGGUACGCGUGGUCGACGUGUUGGGCAAGUCCAAGGAGCUGUGUGGAGGCACGCAUGUGCGUAGAACUGGCGAACUGCAGCACUUCAAGAUCAUCAGCGAGAGCAGUAUCGCCGCUGGAACAAGAAGGAUUGAGGCUGUGGCAGGAUCGGCUGCAAUCGCCUACCUCGCCAACCACUCAUCUAUGUUGGCCAACAUCGCAGAACGAUUGGACGUGCCAAUGCAGCAGCUCGAGAGGCAAGUGGACAGUCUCGUGACCUCAAAGCGCGAGAUGGAGCGUCAAGUGCUCGAGUUGCAACAUCGCCUGGCACUGGCCUCUCUGCAGACAACAAACGGCAUGAUCGAUGGCCAGAACACACACAUUCAUCUCAUCAAUCAGAACAUUCAGGACAAGAAGACACUGCAGGACAUAGGCAACCUGAUGGCACAGAAGCAUAGUGACAGUGCCCAUAUCAUCCUCUCACAAGAUGGCAAGAUACUAUGUACACUUGGUCAGCAAUGUCAAUCAAAACCAUCAGUCAGUGCUGAUAAGAUGCUCAAACAAAUGUUUACGAUCAUUGGCUGUGGCAAAGGAGGUGGCAGCAAACAAAUGGCACAAGCAUCACUCGGUGCCAAUCGAUGUCUAGAUCAACAGACCAUCGAUCACAUUUAUCGUUGGGCCAAUUGUCCAACCAAUCAACAACAUAAACAGUAA
Messenger RNA from Acytostelium subglobosum LB1, 2793 nucleotides. RefSeq lists its product as hypothetical. The record is from RefSeq and is a predicted model, not a curated record. Gene Ontology annotation, molecular function: alanine-tRNA ligase activity; aminoacyl-tRNA deacylase activity; ATP binding. NCBI's taxonomy places the organism in Eukaryota, Evosea, Eumycetozoa, Acytosteliales, Acytosteliaceae. The transcript is spliced from 3 exons. Gene Ontology annotation, cellular component: mitochondrion; cytoplasm. Bases 1 to 2793 code for a protein of 930 amino acids. Gene Ontology annotation, biological process: alanyl-tRNA aminoacylation; tRNA modification.